Babesia bigemina is the source of this 819-nucleotide messenger RNA. RefSeq names its product RNA recognition motif domain containing protein, putative. Gene Ontology annotation, molecular function: mRNA binding. The transcript is spliced from 2 exons. Bases 1 to 819 code for a protein of 272 amino acids. Gene Ontology annotation, cellular component: mRNA cleavage and polyadenylation specificity factor complex. NCBI's taxonomy places the organism in Eukaryota, Apicomplexa, Aconoidasida, Piroplasmida, Babesiidae. The record is from RefSeq and is a predicted model, not a curated record.
AUGACCGAUAGGUCGAAGAACAUCAAGCUAUUCGGUCCGUUAAAUAUGUAUACAAUAAAAUUUACUUCAGUUGGUAAUUUACCGUAUGAGGUGACGGAAUCGGAAUUGAGAAAUGUGCUUCAAGGCUGUGGCAACAUACGUUUCCUAAUCAUACGAAAAGACAAGCAAACAAACAAGAGUAAAGGAUACGCACACGUUGAAUAUCGUCACGAAUGGGAAGCUGUUGAGGCCUUUAAACGUCUUUUAGGGAAGGAGCUGCGGGGCAGAAUCCUCAAGGUUGACUUUUGUGAGGACGUUAUUCGUAGCCGCCACCCCGACCUGGUUGCAGCUGCUGCUUCCGUCUUUCAGAAUGGUGUAGCCAUCGCCGUAUCGCAAUCUCCGUCUGUUUUUCCAGACUUUGUAUUUGAAACUUCUACACAUGUUAAUCAGACACCAUUUCUCUAUCCGGCAACUCAGCACAUACCCUUCAACAACUCCUCCGUUGAAAUCGCCAUACACCAGGAUGAAUUUGAACAGAAAAGGGGGAGGUGCGACGAAGAAAUGCUGAUUGAUGAGAAAGGCCGCAUUUGUAAUAGAGAGUUGCUGCGUCUUGUCAAGGAAAUGAAUAUGUUUGAUAUAGCGAAAUAUGUUGAAGAAAUAGACCAUAUGAUAUCAAAGUCUCCUAUGAAUACUCGUUAUGUCCUGCAAGGGAAUCCGAAAAUGCAAUCUGCUCUCAUUCAUGCCAAAGUGUUACUUGGGUCGACUUCUCUAGAUCUCACAAGAGCAACGAAAAGUGUACAAGAAUUUGACGUAGCACUGGAUUAUUUUAAUUUCAGUUAA